Molecule: messenger RNA, 423 nt
Organism: Babesia microti strain RI
Lineage: Eukaryota; Apicomplexa; Aconoidasida; Piroplasmida; Babesiidae
Product: DNA-directed RNA polymerase II subunit H
Exons: 3
Coding region: 1-423 (140 amino acids)
Biological process (GO): DNA-templated transcription
Cellular component (GO): RNA polymerase II, core complex; RNA polymerase III complex; RNA polymerase I complex
Molecular function (GO): DNA-directed RNA polymerase activity
Source: RefSeq, a predicted model, not a curated record
AUGGUAUUGUUUGAAGACCGCUUCAUUGUGCGCGGCAUAGACAACUCUAAAUAUGAGCGUGUGACUAGAAUCACCGCCAAGAGUACCGGGUUUGACGCUGAGAUAGUUUUGGAUGUAAAUUCAGAUUUGUUUCCCGUGAGGGAAAAUACAACACUGCACAUAUUGCUGACCAACAAUUUGUCCACGGGUGACAGUGGUAAUAUAGAAGAAAUCAACGACUUUGGAUCAUUGGUGGGAAAUUAUGAAUAUGCCAUGUACGGAAAAAUUUUCAAGUUUGAAGAAAUAUCUUCUGAGAGAAGGUGCUUAUACACUUCAUUUGGUGGACUUUUAAUGUCACUUACUGCGGAUAAACAGGUUAUAUUGGAUUUGGAACUUGAUAUGCGGAUAUAUCUCUUGGCACAACGUGUCGACUAUAGGAACUAG